Tremella mesenterica DSM 1558 is the source of this 900-nucleotide messenger RNA. RefSeq lists its product as uncharacterized. Gene Ontology annotation, cellular component: mitochondrion. The record is from RefSeq and is a predicted model, not a curated record. Lineage: Eukaryota; Fungi; Basidiomycota; Tremellomycetes; Tremellales; Tremellaceae. The transcript is spliced from 5 exons. Bases 1 to 900 code for a protein of 299 amino acids. Gene Ontology annotation, molecular function: protein-containing complex binding.
AUGACCGUACCCAGACUAUUGGUUGUGGGAGGCAAUGGUUUCCUCGGAUCUGCGAUAUGCAAAGCUGCCGUGACUAAAGGCUGGGAAGUGGCCAGUAUGAGCUCAUCUGGCAUCCCAUAUAAGACUCCAGCCGGUCAUUCCCCCAAAUGGACCCAAGAAGUCCAAUGGCAUCAAGCAGACGCCUUCGAUCCUUCCACUUACGCCGAUCUAACAUCCAAAUCGACGGCCGUGGUACAUACUCUCGGAGUUUUAUUGGAGGAUACAGGAUACAAGACAGCUAUUAAAGAAGGGAACGUUUUGAAACUUUUAGGAAGCCUGGCGAAGGGUUUGGGAGAUGGAGGAAGGGGGUUGAAGGGUGAGAAAGAGAGGAGGAAAGGGUAUGAGGGGAUGAAUAGGGAUUCUGCUCUGAGAGUGCUCGAUACCAUGUUAUCAUCCUCCGAAAUCAUAGGACAACCAAAUAAAUCAUUCGUUUAUAUAUCCGCUGCGGACGCUUUCAGACCUCUCAUACCUAAUCGAUAUCUCGCUACUAAGCGUCAGGCCGAAGUUGAGAUUACCAGACGUUGUCAAGAUGCAGAGACCAAGGUCCGACCUGUCUUCUUACGGCCCGGACUAAUGUAUCACCCUCAUAUCCGACCCAUCUCCACAUUACCCGCUUUCGCCUUAUCCCUCACUGCAUCAACUCACGACACUCUCCAUAUACCUCUUCCCUUCUCCCCUGAUUCAUUCUUUGGUGGAGCAGCGGAAGCUUUGAGAACUCACCCGUUACAUGUUGACCAUGUUGCCGAAGCUGCCAUCAAGAGCAUCGAGGAUUCUUCCAGAGAAGGAGUGGUGGAUGUCGAUACCAUGCGUCAAUGGGCAGGGUUUGGAAGUAAGAGCAAUUCGGAAGCUGCAGUGAUUUGA